Molecule: messenger RNA, 1500 nt
Organism: Venturia canescens
Lineage: Eukaryota; Metazoa; Arthropoda; Insecta; Hymenoptera; Ichneumonidae
Product: proton-coupled amino acid transporter-like protein CG1139
Exons: 9
Coding region: 1-1500 (499 amino acids)
Biological process (GO): amino acid transmembrane transport
Molecular function (GO): L-amino acid transmembrane transporter activity
Source: RefSeq, a predicted model, not a curated record
AUGUGUUCAACCCCUAGAGCCACAAUACCGUUGUUGGUUGGUGUUGUCGAGAGGAGGGAAAUGAAUAAGAAUAUAAUAAUAGCUUUUACAAUACUGACGCCCUUCGUUACUGUGGGAAUAUUCAGGGAAUUGAGACUGGCAACUCCGAAGAAAUCCCUAAUUCCAAAACCCGUGGACAUUCCUCUGAGCGAGGCGCCAACGCCACGGGAAGACACUGAGGAAUCCUACGAUCCCUGGGCACAUCGAAGUGAACGAAAAUUCGUUUCUGAUCUUGGCUCCUUCGCUAAUUUGGUAAAGAGCGCCGCUGGUACCGGUCUCUUUGCAAUACCAAAUGCAUUCGCCUGUGUUGGAAUGCUCCUCGGAAUAGUCGGUACCAUCGUCAUGGGAAUUCUCAUUACUGUUUCUCUCCAACUGCUCAUGAGAACGCAUUACCUCAUGUGCAAACGCGACAAAAGUCCGACCUUAAAUUACGACAGAUUGGUUUCAGUCACACUAACCUCUGGUGUUCUCAAAGGUCGAAUAUCGCCGGAAUGUAUAACACUGAUAAUCGACGUAGCAAUGCUCGCCUGCUACCUCGGCAUCGGCGCCGUUUACGUUGUCUUCGUCUCUGGAAUCGUCCAAGAAUGCAUCGACAUGGAAAAAACCAUAAAUCAGGCCUUCUACUCCUUAAUUAUAUUCCCCUUGUUUCUCCUGAUGAAUUUGAUCAAAGGAUUGAACAAUUUUGCACCAAUUUCUAUGAUCGCAAAUGGACUUUUAGUCGUAUCUGCCAUCGUCGGCACCAUAUACGCUGUCAAGGAAGGAAAUGGAAAAUGGGUUCUCAUCGAAAAGAACGUUUCUUCGUAUCCGAAAUUUAUUGGAACUGCUUUUUUCAGCAUGUGCUCGCCGGGAUUGGUUUUAGCGAUAGACCACAGUAUGAAAAACCCAUGGAACUAUACGAAAUUUUGUGGAGUACUGAAUUGGGGAAUGGGUUUCUUGAUAGGUUUGCACGUGAUCGUCGGUUCUGUGGUAUACGCUCAAUGGGGGUCCGAUUCACUGGCGAAUUUCAUUCGCAACCAUCCUGAGCAUCACGCUGGAACAUUCUCGGUGCUGGUGAUGCAAGGAGUCGCGAUAUAUUUGUCGUACGGUUUGCAGUGUUACAUGCCAAUAUCGAUCCUCUACGAUGACUACGCGGUUCCAUCGCUCCAGGAUGGGGCCUGCAAGGGAUCGCGCUAUUUCUGGAAUCUAUUAGUUCGUUUCGGGGUGACCGCUAUCACAUGUACUCUAGCAGCAGCUAUCCCGCAACUUCAUCUCUUCACUAGUCUCGUGGGAGCUCUGUGCGUUGCAACGCUCGGGACGAUAAUUCCUGCAAUUCUUUACAUAGUCAGUCAAUACGGUAGCUUCGGUCGAUUCGGCUGGCGUUUGAUUGUCGCGUUGGUCGUUCUGUGCAUCGGUUUUUUUGCGAUGGCUUGCGGUACGCUGUCGAGUGCUAUUUUGAUAAUACGCUAUUUGGAAUACGGGUGA